Hibiscus syriacus is the source of this 691-nucleotide messenger RNA. RefSeq names its product GTP-binding protein At2g22870-like. The transcript is spliced from 4 exons. The record is from RefSeq and is a predicted model, not a curated record. Lineage: Eukaryota; Viridiplantae; Streptophyta; Magnoliopsida; Malvales; Malvaceae. The coding region runs from base 207 to 497 and encodes 96 amino acids.
AUUGGCAAAUUAGCAAUAAUGAAUCCAGGAAUGAUAGUUUCAUUGGUAAUUUCACAAUCAGGAAAACAGCUAUCAAAUUAUAGUUUGUUGUGCAAGUACAAUUUGACUAUGCCAAUACUAGUUUAACAUAUAAUUUUUACUAUUCCGUUUAUCUUAUUCCAGCAACCAGAACCUGAACCUGAUAGCUCAAAACAUUGUCAAUAUGCAUGCAAGAUAAGUCUGCAAGUUUUAGUUUUGCUAAAGCCUCAGAUACUGCUAGAACAGAUCGGUCUUCAUUCACCAAAGGCUAUUUUCUAAACAGAGAGACUCUGGUUGCUGUUCUACUUCUGAUUGAUGCGAGUGUCCCUCCUCGGAAGACCGAUCUAGACUGCGCAAACUGGCUUGGACGCAACAAUAUACCAAUGACAUUUGUGUUCACAAAGUGUGACAAAAUGAAGGCAAGCAAAGGAAAAAGGCCUGAUGAGAACAUUAAGGAUUUUCAAGAAGUGAUUAGAUAAAAUUAUAAGCAACAUCCCCAAUGGAUCAUGACUAGCAGUGUCACUGGUCUUGGCAGAGAUGAGCUUCUCCUACAUUUGUCACAACUAAGGAACUAUUGGGAUCAAUAGUACUGGACUGGUUUACUAAGUUUAAUGCACAAGUCAAAGCAUAUACAACUAAUGAAUAAUUGGCUUAAAUAUAUAUUUGGUAUCUA